This is a messenger RNA of Beta vulgaris subsp. vulgaris (sugar beet), 1470 nucleotides long. Its product is annotated as protein SRC2. The record is from RefSeq and is a predicted model, not a curated record. The coding region runs from base 215 to 1267 and encodes 350 amino acids. The transcript has a single exon. Lineage: Eukaryota; Viridiplantae; Streptophyta; Magnoliopsida; Caryophyllales; Amaranthaceae. Gene Ontology annotation, biological process: defense response.
ACGCGUCAAAACCGAGUACGACUUAUUCUUUACGCCUCACAUAAAACCCAUUAACAAGAUUUCCUAUAAAUCAUCUCCUAUACAUCUGAAAGUCAACAACUUUGUAUCAUCUUUCUGCUCUCCUCUCUCCUUAAUCCUUAUAUAUCUCUUCAUCUGUUUUAUACCAUAAUCUCACCAUCCUUGCAAUUUGUAGAAUUUUUUUUUAUAAAAAAAAAUGGUUUUGAAAACCUUGGAACUCACUCUGAUCUCUGCAAAAGAUCUCAAGAAUGUCAAUCUUAUAGGCAAGAUGGAUGUAUAUGUGGUGGUUCAUCUGUCUGAUGAUCCUAAAAACAAGCAAAAAACUCCGGUUCAUCAAGAUGGUGGGACGAAUCCGUCAUGGAAUUAUGUGAUGAGGUUUACUGUCGAUGAUGCUGUUGCUGCCAAGCCUGGCAAAUAUGUUGUAUUAACUCUGAAGCAUGAGACUACCCUUGGUGCUGAUAAAGAUUUGGGGGAAGUUCUUUUACCCCUUAAAGAGUUGUUAGAGGGCGUUAAAGAUCCUAGUUCUCCUCAAUUUGUGACUUAUCAGGUUAAAAGGGUUUCAUCAGGCAAGGCUCAAGGUGAAAUUAAGCUAUCAUAUAAGUUUAUUGACAUGGGUCAUAUUAAUAAUAACAUGGGGGGUGUAUAUGAUAAACCUGCUCAAUCAUCUAGCAGUUCUACAUCCACACCAUACCCACCACAUGCAUACCCUCCUCCACCUGGUGUUGGAGGAUAUGGUGAUGUGUACCCGCCUCCGCAUGCGGCAGGUUCUGUCUACCCACCUCCACAUUCGGCAGGUUCUGUCUAUCCACCUCCUCAGAAGUCUGAGGCAUCACAAGCAGCAGUAGGGGUGCCUUAUGGUAUACCAGAAGGGUACCCUCCGCAAUCACAUGGGACAGGGUACCCUCCACAAACACACGGGACAGGGUACCCUCCUCAAUCACACGGGACAGGUUACCCUCCUCAAUCAUCACAUGGGAUUCCAUAUGCAGCAGGAGGAAGUGCACAUGGGUACCCUCCAUAUGGAGGGUACCCUCCCCAACAGCCUGCUGGUGGGUACGGGUAUGGGUACCCUCCACCUGGUGGGUACCCACCUCACGCUCAAACCGGUUAUGCGCAAAAGCCACAGAAGCCAAAGAAGAACAACAAGAUGGGAAUGGGAUUGGGAGCUGGACUCUUAGGAGGAGCUCUUGGUGGACUUGUUCUUGGAGAGAUGAUGGAUGAUGCAUUUGAUGUUGAUUGUGAUUUCUGAAUAUGGUUCAGCUCCUGUUUUUCUUUCAUCUUUUCAUAAUCUAUCUUUAUAUGUUUUACUUUCAAUUGGGGUUUUUUUUUCUUCUUUUGUUUUUUGUUAAUAAUUUUGAAGUUAUAUCUAGUUAUGUCGUUGUAAAGAAUUGGUUUGCAGAUGUUUGGUCCAAACUUGACACUAAUUAAUUAACUCCUACUUAGGUUUUUUUU